UUCAUUCCUUAGUUGAGAGUAUCAAUUAAUCAUGUCUACUGUUCUAAAGUUUCUCUCAAUUUUAGUUCUUGUUCUUGUUGUUUUAGAUUCAACUAAUGGUCAGGGUCUAAAACUAGGAUUCUACAAAAAGAUAUGUCCUGAUGCAGAAUCAAUAGUUCGUAAGACGACUUCUUCAUUCGUUUCUCAAAAUCCUACUCUUGCUGCUGCAUUAUUGAGGAUGCAUUUCCAUGAUUGCUUUGUCAAGGGCUGUGAUGGUUCAGUUCUAAUCAAUUCUACAAGCAGCAACCAAGCCGAGAAAUCUGCACCUCCUAAUCUAUCCCUCAGAGGGUUUGGUGUAAUUGAUGCUAUUAAGGCUGCAUUGGAACAAAAGUGCCCCGGAGUUGUUUCAUGUGCAGACAUUCUAUCAUUGGCAGCUAGAGAUUCAGUAGCCGCGAUCAAGGGACCAUACUGGAAGGUAACUACAGGUAGAAGAGACGGACGAGUAUCGACCACUUUAAAUGCUUUAACUAAUCUACCACCAGGAAGCGCCGACAUCAGCUCAUUGAAGGCUACAUUUGCAUCAAAGGGUUUGAAUUCAAAAGACCUUGCAGUCCUAUCAGGUGCACACACCAUUGGUGUUUCCUUUUGCUCAAGUUUUACAAACAGACUGUACAAUUUCACCGGUAAAGGAGAUUCAGACCCAACAUUGGACAGCGAGUAUGUUCCGAGAUUAAAGAGCAAAUGCAAGCCAAACGAUGCAGUUCAGACAGCUGAGAUGGAUCCAGGGAGUUUCAAAACAUUCGACUCAAGUUACUAUUCGCUUGUUAUUAAGAGAAGGGGAUUGUUUCAAUCUGACUCCGCUCUACUUAAUGACGCGGUAACUAAGGCUUAUGUCAAAAGACAAGCAACAAAAAGAGGAUCACCAACUUUCUUCAAGGAUUUUGCUAAAUCUAUGGAGAAAAUGAAUGCUAUUGAAGUUCUCACUGGUAAAGCUGGUGAAAUCAGAAAGCAUUGUGCCUUUAUCAACUAGUAAUAUAGCCAGAGGUUGAGUUAAUUUCUUGAAGACGGAUAAAGAAGUUGAGACCUAAUAAGGGACAGAAUGGAUGUCGUAUAAGUUGCAUCAAUUUCUUGUAGUAUAAUCAAUUUGUUUGCAUUGUUAUUUUGUUUAUUUUUUUGUUUUUUCUUUUUUUUCUUUUAUACGCAUGAUAAUGCAUGAGUAUCAUUUUGUAUUUCCUUUCAUGGAAAUUGCUCAACGGAGAUUUCUUCCUUUAGAGAAAGAUAUACUUGGCGAAGAAUUACUUUCUCUGU
Messenger RNA from Papaver somniferum (opium poppy), 1287 nucleotides. RefSeq names its product peroxidase 27-like. NCBI's taxonomy places the organism in Eukaryota, Viridiplantae, Streptophyta, Magnoliopsida, Ranunculales, Papaveraceae. Gene Ontology annotation, molecular function: heme binding; peroxidase activity. The record is from RefSeq and is a predicted model, not a curated record. Gene Ontology annotation, biological process: hydrogen peroxide catabolic process; response to oxidative stress. Bases 32 to 1009 code for a protein of 325 amino acids. The transcript has 4 exons. Gene Ontology annotation, cellular component: plasmodesma; plant-type cell wall.